Molecule: messenger RNA, 4575 nt
Organism: Phalaenopsis equestris
Lineage: Eukaryota; Viridiplantae; Streptophyta; Magnoliopsida; Asparagales; Orchidaceae
Product: kinesin-like protein KIN-12A
Exons: 16
Coding region: 124-4092 (1322 amino acids)
Biological process (GO): microtubule-based movement
Molecular function (GO): microtubule binding; ATP binding; microtubule motor activity
Source: RefSeq, a predicted model, not a curated record
AUCAAUCUCCUAUCCGCUCCCCAUUUCAAAAUCUUGUCCCCCUCGCUCACUUACAACGGCUCCGUUCUUCAGUGGUCUCCUUCCUCCUCCAGUGUCUAAGGGUUUCUAGAUAUCUUAUCUCCGAUGAAAGCCCUCCUUCAUACCAGAAGCGGUAGGGGUACGCCCUCCGAAACCUUAACUCCACCAUCUCAUAAACAGAGGCCGCCGAAGGUACCAAAGGAGAACGUCGAACCGAACAUGAUGCCCCCAGAAUCAUCUCUUUUUCGUUCUCCGCCGGUCUCCGGUAAGUCACCCUCCAUGAGAAUUCGUUGUCCCCUUCCUCCGCGGCCCCCGCUUCCCUCAGUCCCUCGCAAGAGGAAGCUGAGUUUGGAAACCCUGCCAGAAAAUGGAUCUGCAGCUCCGUGUCCCUGCGAUUCCGGCGUCCGGGUGUUGUUGCGGAUGAGGCCACUUAGCAAAGUGGAAGAGGAGGAGAAGGAGAGCCAGAUUGUGCAGAAGAUCUCUCUCAACUCCAUUUCAAUUCUUGAUCACACUUUCACCUUCGAUUCAGUGGCUGAUGCAAGCUCCACGCAGCAAGACAUUUUCGAACUAGUUGGGGUUCCAUUGGUGGAGAAUUGCUUGGCCGGGUUCAAUAGCUCCAUUUUUGCAUAUGGGCAGACUGGAAGUGGGAAGACAUACACCAUGUGGGGGCUUCCAAGUGCACUAACGGCUGAUUGCUUGUUGAGUCAAGAAAGGGGAUUGACACCUCGAGUGUUUGAACUGCUCUUCUCACGCAUAAAUGAGGAACAAGCUAAGCAUUCAGAUAAACAGCUAAUUUAUCAAUGCCAUUGUUCUUUUUUAGAAAUAUUCAAUGAGCAAAUUACAGAUUUGUUGGAUCCAAGACAAAGGAACCUUCAGAUAAGGGAAGAUAUUAGAACUGGAGUUUACGUGGAUUGUCUCACAGAGGAGUAUGUUUGCGAAAUGAAGGAUGUAAUUCAAUUGUUAUUAAAGGGGUUGUCAAACAGAAGGAUUGGGGCAACAAGCAUAAAUGUGGAGAGCUCACGAUCACAUUGUGUUUUCACUUGCGUUGUUAAGUGUCGUUCAAAGAGUAUGUCAGAUGGCCUUAGUAGCUUAAAGACCAGUAGAAUAAACCUUGUUGAUCUAGCUGGAUCCGAAAGACAAAAGGCCACACGUGCUGCAGGUGAACGUUUAAAGGAAGCAGGCAACAUCAAUCGUUCCCUUUCCCAACUCGGGAAUUUAAUUAAUAUUCUAGCAGAAGUUUCUCAGUCUGGAAAACAUAGGCACGUCCCUUAUAGAGACUCGAGGCUGACAUUUUUAUUGCAGGAAUCUCUCGGUGGUAAUGCAAAGUUGGCCAUGAUCUGUGCUAUUUCACCUUCAAAACGUUGCAAGAAUGAAACUUUUAGCACCUUGAGGUUUGCACAGCGUGCUAAGGCAAUAAAAAACCAGGCUGUUGUAAAUGAGACGAUGGAGGAUGAUGUUAGUGUCCUAAGAGAACAAAUACGUCAACUGAAGGAUGAACUUCUACGAAUAAAAUCAAAUGACACAUCUACAGAAAACAAUAGCAGAAAUUCUACUGGAUGGAAUGUCCAAAGAAGCUUGAAUCUUUUGAGAUUAAGCCUUUGUCGUCCAAGAACAUUACCACUUGUGGAUGAUGACAGUGAUGAAGAGAUGGAAAUCGUCAGGGAAGGAGUUGAAAUAACAUGUAUUGAGGCACAUUCAACCUCUGAUUUAGAAAAAUUUUGUGCUAAUGAGGAACCAAAUAGCUUGAAAGACCCGAAAGAUUUAAAACCUGAUAAUUCUGAUAAAGAACCUAAUCUUAAUGAUACAUACCCAACUCAAAUACAAGGUUCUGAUUUUCUAAAUGACCAAAAUAAAGAGAUAAUGAGCGUCGAAGGUUAUGAAGGACAGCAAACUGUAGCAGAAGACUUUUUAAUAAAAAGCCAAGAAAUAACAGAAAUUACAGACGCAGAAGUUUCGAUCAUUCCCGACAUAAAAGAGGACACAUUUCAGGACGUGUGUGAAUCAGUAACAAUCCUUGCUAAGAGAAAGUCAUUGGAUGUUAGCUGCAGUGAAAUUAUUGAGGAACAUUCUGUGGUUAUUGGUAGUGAUCCUGUAGGGGCCAAUGUUAUUGACAAUUCUCAUAACUCUUUUACUUCUCAAAGUCACGUUUCACCUUGCAGGCUUGACAUUACAGCAUGUGAAACAUCUUUGGCUCUCGAGUCACCCAUAUCAAGUAAGUCUCCUAGAUUUGAGAAUUGCAGUAGAAGUCUGAGGUCAUCAACAUUAAUUUCAGCAUUACCCAUGUCCAACUUGUCUCCUAGACUUGAAAAUUGUAGUCUGAAAAGUUUGAGUACAUCUUUAACUUCAGCAUCUCAGAAAAACAUAUCGUCACGUUUGGAACAUGAUUCAGGAGCAGUUACUGUUUCAUUUGCCGAUAACUUAAACCAUAAUAAUGCUGUUCAUCCCACUCUAUCCAGCAGGAAUUCGUUAUCAACGGCUGAACAACUUGCAGCAAGCUUACAACAUGGUCUUCAAGUCAUUGAUUGCCACCAUCGAACUUCAUCUGCAAGGAAUCCGGCAUUCCGGUUCUCUUUGAAACCAUUUGAUCCGAGGCUUCUGACCUCAACGAACAAGGUUGACAUUGGCAUACAAACAUUCUCGCAAGGAUCAUGUAUGUUAGAAGAUUCAUCUGCUUUUAUAUGUAGUUACUGCAAGAACAAUGCUUUGCCACUCGAAUGUGAUAAUAGCACUGAGCAGGCAGGAUUGCAAAUAGUGCCUGUGGAGGAUGGUCAAUCAGCUAGCAAGUUACAAUCUCUCAAUCGAUGCAGGAAGCUUGUGCCAAAAGCAGUGGAGAAGGUCUUGGCCGGUGCAAUUAGGAGGGAAAUGGCUCUUGAAGAUCACUGUGCUAAACAAGCUGCUGAAAUUAUGCAUCUAAAUCGUUUGGUCCAACAAUACAAACAUGAGCGUGAAUGCAUCUCAGUUAUUGAGCAGACCCGUGAGGAUAAAAUCUGCCGUCUAGAGGGUCUUAUGGAUGGUGUUAUACCAACAGAAGAGUUCAUGGAGGAGGAAUUUCUCUCCUUAAGAAACGAACACAUGAUGCUAAAAGAGAAAUUUCAGAAUCAUCCUGAAGUUCUACAUCUAAAGAUUGAAUUAAAAAGAGUUCAGAAUGAGCUGGAUGGAUAUAGAAACUUCUUUAAUAUGGGUGAAAGGGAUGUACUGAUUGAGGAAAUACAAGACCUAAAACGCCAGUUGCAGUGUUUCAUAGACUAUUCGUUGGCAUCAACAUGUGGUCGAAGUCCAUUGCUGCAGUUGACCCAUUCAACUGAACAUAUGUCAGCUCCUCUCACCAUGAUUCCUGAAACAAAAGAAGAAAGUGCUGAACAAAUCAUGGAACAGGAGAGACGCUGCUGGACUGAAAAGGAGAGCAAGUGGAUUUCUCUGUCUGAAGAGCUUCGAGCAGAACUCAAAUCCAGUCGUGCGCUUACUGAUAAAUGCAAAUCCGAACUUGAAUCUGAGAAGAAAUGCUCUGAGGAGCUAAAGGAGGCACUUCAAACAGCAUUAGAGGUUCAUACGCGAACUUUAGAACAAUAUGCUGAGCUGGAAGAGAGGCAUAUCGCUUUGCUUGGGAGGCAUCGGAAGAUGAGGGAGGGUAUAACUGAUAUGAAGAAUGCAGCAGCACGAGCUGGUGUGAAAGGUGCUGAUAAUAAACUCAUUGAAUCUCUUGCCGCUCAAAUUGAAGCUCUUAGGGCAGAGAGAGAAAAGGAGAGGCGGUACUGGAGAAAUGAAAACAAAGGUCUCCAGACUCAGCUAAGGGAUACUGCUGAGGCUUUAGAGGCUGCUGGAGAACUACUUGUUCGUUUGAAGGAAGCAGAAGAGGCUGUCACUACAACACAGGAACAAGUUUUAGCUGCGGAGCAGAGGACUGAGAAGGCCUAUCAGGAGAUUGCUGACCUGAAGAAAAAUUAUGAGACAGAAAUUGCAACACUAAAUCAAUUGCUGGAAUCGCGUUCUCUGAAAGAAGGGCCAUUUGAUAAUUCCUCAGCAGAAACUGGGCUCUACUCAUGGUUUUACAAUUAUGACCGCUGCAACAUAUAAAGAUUAGCGAUUUAAUGGAUGCAUCCGGCAUCAUAACCAGCUCAUCAUUAAUAGGUUCGGUUUACCUCUGCAGUGCUGCUUCGGGUUGCUGUUGAUAUCAAUUUUAUUUCUAUUCAUCCAAUUGGAUUCCUUUGGUUCUCAUGUCGUACAUAUCAUGAAUAUCAUGAAUAAUACUUCAUGACCUCUUUCGGCUCGAUUUUCCUGAUCCUAAAUGUAUAACCAUUAUGUUGCUCGACUAGAAAGGUUUAUGGUUUACCUUUGUUUUACGGUACAAAACUUGUGAACGAAUGACAUAAAAGAAAUAAGAGUAUCAGUGUAAAUUCGUUGUACUUCAUAACUUACUUUGGAGACAUGGCCCUGCAGAUUAAAGGUACCCUGUAAGGCUGUAACACUGUUUAUUCUUGGCUGUAAGGGAAACUAUUUAUUCUUAAAACAAAUGCCUUCUAAUUUCCUGGUUCCACACAACAUAAUCAUUAACCUAUU